This is a messenger RNA of Onychostoma macrolepis, 1553 nucleotides long. Its product is annotated as coiled-coil domain-containing protein 127-like. Bases 217 to 1020 code for a protein of 267 amino acids. The transcript is spliced from 2 exons. NCBI's taxonomy places the organism in Eukaryota, Metazoa, Chordata, Actinopteri, Cypriniformes, Cyprinidae. The record is from RefSeq and is a predicted model, not a curated record.
AUUUAAUUUAAUAUGCUAUGUUGAACUAAGCAAGAGCAGAACUGAGUCAAUGGCAACAGCAUUCUUGUCUAGUGAUUGUGUUAACAACAAAUAAAUAAAUAGCUGCUCUUAUCAGUAUCUAUCUAUCUUGUCGGUUGGUCUAUCUGAAUUUACAAUAGCCUUUCCCUUUUACAUACUGAUUUAGAAGUAUGCACUUAUUUUUCAGCUGCAGUCCACAUGAAUAACCUGAAUGAUCCUCAGGACUGGAAUAUAAGGCCAGAGAGGCAGGGUGAUGGUGGUGACAGCAGCAAGUGGAACUAUGCCCUCUUGGUGCCCAUGCUGGGACUCGCUGCCUUUCGAUGGAUCUGGUCCAAGGAGUCUCAAAAGGAAAUCGAGGAGGCCAAGGUCAAGUAUGAAAAGACUAUAAAGACAAUUCAGAAGGACCUGGAUGUGAAAUACCGACAGACGGUCUCUGAAAACAGCAGAGAAACAGCUCAGCUCGAGCUUGAUCUAGAGAAAGAAAAGCAGCGGGCGCAUGGCUACCGUCAAGCCCUGGCUUCCCAGAGUCGGCAGCUCAAGGAGGAACGCCGAGGUAUGAGGUUGGAACGUGAAGCUCUAGAAAACGAGAGAUCUAGAUUGCGUUACACAGGACCUGGUGGUGCACUCUUCCACGGGGCCUUGGAAAAGGAGAAGGAGCGAGAGUGGAGGGCUUCACUGGCUCUGAAGGACAUAGAGUACAGGCUGAUGGAAAGGCAAAGGGCCUUUUGCAGUAUUUUGGUGUCCCGUGCGAGGAGGGUGGAGAUGGAGAAGGACCUUCUGGUUAGUACGGCCAAAGAGCCCCUUCUUGCACAUCUGGAGAUGGAGGACGGUCUCAGGGAUAUUUUUAAGAAUGAUUGCAGCUGUGCUGAGUAUCUCAACACAGAUGAGCGCAGGAAUGGGAGUCUGAUGUGGCUGUAUCUCAGAUACUGGAAGCAGCAGCUCACUCUUCAGACACACCAGAGAGCUGAGGGUACUAUGUUUGGCACACAGACAAAAGAGUGACAUUUGGAGAUCAGAAAUUAAUCUAUAUCACUAAAAUAAUGUAUUUAAAAAAAUCUCACUGUCAAUAAAUUGACAAUUGACAGUCAGAUUCAAGUGUGUCAUUGUUUUCUUUGUGGGAUGAGCAACUUAAAGAAAUAGUUUGCCCAGAAAAGAAUAUGUUUCAUUAGAACAGACUUGGAGAAAUGUACGUUAAAUCAUUGCAAUAAUCUACAAGUACUUCACACCACUCCAGUCCAUCAAUUAAUGUUGUGUGAAGUGAAACGCUGUGUGUUUGUAAGAAACAAAUCCACUAUUAAGAUGUUUUAACUACAAAUCAUUGUUUCUGGCUAAAAUGGCACAGUGUUUGGGGGAGAAACAAAAAAGCCGCCAACGCGCACAGACUGGGAAGAUAGCAGUGUGUGUGACUGGCCAGCCCCGAGGCACAAUCACCACCCGGACACCCAGCACUCACCCAUUUGGAUAGAGGGAAGAAGCGGAUCCUGGAGCAUGACGAUAUCUCACACGAGCACUUUGGCACGGCACUUUACACAAUA